Molecule: messenger RNA, 1140 nt
Organism: Jatropha curcas
Lineage: Eukaryota; Viridiplantae; Streptophyta; Magnoliopsida; Malpighiales; Euphorbiaceae
Source: RefSeq, a predicted model, not a curated record
CUGCGUCUUCUUGCUUUCUGUCUUGAGAUCGAAGAAAACUCUGUAUUAAGAAGCUAAAACCACAGCCAAACGCUCGCAAACAUUCAAAGGAAGCAAAAAGCAGAGCGAAGGCUAAAACGAUGAGUAGCAUAGGAACAGGUUACGAUCUCUCAGUCACUACUUUCUCUCCUGAUGGCCGCGUUUUCCAGAUCGAAUACGCUGCCAAAGCCGUCGAUAACAGCGGUACUGUUAUUGGAAUCAAGUGUAAGGACGGGAUCGUUUUGGGUGUGGAGAAGCUUAUAGCAUCUAAAAUGAUGUUGCCGGGUUCCAACAGGAGAAUACACUCUGUUCAUCGUCAUUCUGGCAUGGCUGUUGCUGGUUUAGCAGCUGAUGGGAGACAAAUUGUUGCAAGAGCAAAGUCGGAAGCAACUAACUAUGAAAGUGUUUAUGGUGAACCCAUUCCUGUGAAGGAACUUGCUGAUCGUGUUGCCAGUUAUGUGCAUUUAUGUACCCUCUACUGGUGGCUUAGGCCAUUUGGUUGCGGGGUAAUCCUCGGUGGUUAUGACAGAGAUGGACCCCAAUUAUACAUGAUUGAGCCAUCUGGAAUAUCAUACAGAUAUUUCGGUGCUGCAAUUGGGAAGGGGAAGCAAAAUGCUAAAACAGAAAUCGAAAAGUUGAAGCUUUCUGAAAUGACAUGCCGAGAAGGGGUUAUUGAAGUAGCCAAAAUCAUCUACAAGGUGCAUGAUGAAGCAAAAGACAAGGCCUUUGAACUGGAAAUGAGCUGGGUUUGUGAUGAGUCAAAGAGACUGCAUCAGAAGGUUCCCGAUGAACUUUUAGAGGAGGCCAAGACGGCUGCCAGGACCGCACUUGAAGAAAUGGAUGCUGAUUAGAAAAUAGAGCUUUGUAGAGCUGGAAAUUUCUUUGGAGAUGGUUGUCACUAUGUUAUGUCUCUGCGUUUCUUUUGAAUUUCCCUCGUCGGAAUUUGAGCGGAUUAGAUUUAUAUUUGGCGAACUUCAUGCAUGUACAAUUAGCUUCCUCCUGCAAUUCUUGUCUACCCCUGUUCUUGUAUGGUUAACAAUGUGCUUGGUCUGAGCAGUUCUUAAACUGAAGCCACAAUCAAUGAAAUUAUUUCAAAUAUUACUUAUGUUUUUGGUUCCGAAA